AUGGGGUUUUUCCUCACUGAAGACUCUCGGGAAAAGGAAGCCAGCACUCGGCGCUCCCGCUGGGCCCGGCUCUCCGGGCCUCCGGGCCGGGCCACCAGACGGCUGCCAGGCACCAGUUCUGGUCCUGAGCGGACCCGGUCCCGGGCCACCUUCUCCACCUGGCAGAGAACCGAACCCGAACACGCACACGUACGCCCCACGCGCGGAGGGCCCGCAACGCCGCGCACAGACAGCCCCUUCGCGUCGGCGGCGAAACGCCCGGCCUUGUUCGCACCAAGAGGGGUCAGAGGUCACGAGAGGCCGAGGCCAAGGGCACCCGGCAGCAGAGCGCGGCGGGAAGGGGGCGCCUCACCGAGGGGCCGGGAACGGCCGACGGCGGGGCGCAGGGGCGUCCGGCACAACUCGGGAGCUGCUUUUCCCUGGCGCACAGAGCGCGGGGCCUACGGCCGCCGGGCCGCUGUUGGGACGAGCCGGGCGGGUCCCGAGCCGAGGGAGCGGAGUUCGGAAAACCGCCGCGAGUCCCGCGCCCACCCGGCUCACGCUUGGGGACUCGGCCCCGGGAGCUGCGAGGCCGGCCUGGCGGGACCCGGCCCCAGAGGCGCGAACGGAACGGCGUGGGUCGGGCGGGGACCUCGAGGGGAGCGGCCCGGGCGCCUCUUCCGCGGGUGGGCGGGCGGGCGGCCUGCAGAGGAGGGGGCGGCGGGAGCAGGCGGCGCCGAUUCCGCUCCGAGCGGCACUGGCCGCUUCGCUGCAGCCGGGGCUUCGGCGGGGCUGCGGGAGCCGCGCUGGUCGGGCCGCGGCGCCGCCCGUCCUCACCUGCCCGCCGGCCUCACCGCGGAUGGCGCCGGCGGCCGGGGCUGCGGCGUGCGCGCGGGCUGCUCGGGGCCGCAGUGGCGGGCGAGGGCGCGGGUGGCUGGAGCAACCGGCCCGCGGCAAGGACCGGCUGGCGGCAGGCGGGGCGCGCGGGGCCUGGGGCUCGGCCGAGACGGAGCGAAAGAGAAACGCAGCUCGGAACUGGCCCUUUAAGAAAACAUUCCGUG
Messenger RNA from Piliocolobus tephrosceles (Ugandan red Colobus), 1040 nucleotides. RefSeq names its product spidroin-2. NCBI's taxonomy places the organism in Eukaryota, Metazoa, Chordata, Mammalia, Primates, Cercopithecidae. The transcript is spliced from 3 exons. Bases 1 to 1026 code for a protein of 341 amino acids. The record is from RefSeq and is a predicted model, not a curated record.